Molecule: messenger RNA, 4500 nt
Organism: Cheilinus undulatus (humphead wrasse)
Lineage: Eukaryota; Metazoa; Chordata; Actinopteri; Labriformes; Labridae
Product: dual specificity protein phosphatase 13-like
Exons: 5
Coding region: 150-704 (184 amino acids)
Biological process (GO): negative regulation of MAPK cascade; protein dephosphorylation
Cellular component (GO): cytoplasm
Molecular function (GO): protein tyrosine/serine/threonine phosphatase activity; MAP kinase phosphatase activity
Source: RefSeq, a predicted model, not a curated record
UACAGAGAGCCAAUUUUAGAGCGGGGCUGCUUUCAGACGACCACCUGCUGCAGUCUCUCACUGAGCUGCAGCCUGUGGCGGAGAGGGGACGGUGGAGGCACACAAACGGGAGCAGUGUGUCGGGGGUCUGUCAGCGGAGCGCUGUGAGAAUGUCAGGGAACAAACAGCUACCAAACCUGGCGAUCAUUAAAGAACUGGAGCUCAUUUUGGAUUCCUGCGCACUUGAGCUCACACCAGUGGAUGAAGUCUGGCCUAACUUGUACAUAGGAAAUGUAGCUGUUGCACAGAAUAGAAAGAGGUUACAAAAGCUGGGCAUCACUCAUGUCCUGAAUGCAGCGCACUCGAAGCAGGGCAGCAUCGGAGACCAGAGUUUUUAUGGGAACACCUGUGUUUACUUUGGCAUCCCAGCAGAGGAUUCAGACCACUUUGAUCUCAGUCUUUACUUCAAACCUGCGGCUGACUUCAUACAUAAAGCGCUGAGGAGCAAAGACGGUAAAGUGCUUGUCCAUUGCAUCAUGGGCAUGAGUCGAUCAGCCACUCUGGUCCUGGUGUACCUAAUGCUUCGACAGCGUCUCCCUCUCAGAGAUGCCCUGAGGAGAGUCGUCCAAAAACGAGCCAUUUACCCCAACAGGAACUUUUUGUCUCUCCUCCUUAGACUUGAUGAACAGCUGGCUUUCAAACGGGGGUUGUGUCCUCUUCUCUGACAUUUGUCUCUCUUUUGUUUCAAUCCAUCAUUUCAGUUUUUACCUCGAGACCUGUCUCUUUCUUUGGGUUACUCUCCACUUCUAUCAGCUCUGAACAAUUCUGAAUAAUUCUUUGUAGUCUUUGGAGUGGUUGGAAUUUUAUUUCUGACAGUGUUGAAGUGACCUUAAAUUCCAUGUUUGUGUUUCAAGUUAAACUUCUGGGUACAGAGACCAUUUUAAUGUCAUAUAUUGUAAAUAUCUAUGUAUCUUAUUUCUUUGAGAUUGAUUUUUCAUAAUCCAGUUAGUAGUAUAAGGCAUGUGCACAAGCUUUGUACACAAAUAUUUGUUGUAAAUUUCUAUUAAAGUUAUUUUAUUGUGUUGUCAUGGUAAUAUUUUGACCUAGAUAUAUGUAAAAUAAGCUGACCUGUCUUCAAUAGUGUUUGCAGAUCAAUUUUUAUAUACUUACCAAUCACGUUAUUUGAUAAACAUGUUUAGAUGGUCACGCAGAUGUCUAAUCAGUGAAUCAGAUGGCAGCAACUGAUGCAUGCAUGAUCUGCAGAAGUUCAAAACCAGCAUCAGAAGGGAGAAAGAAGUUGAUUUAGGUGACUGAAUAUGCCAUGGUUGUUGGUGGUCAUGUUAUUUAAGCCAAAUUUCUGUUUCUGUGUAACUGCAGGGCACCCCUGGAAAAGAGACCUCGGUCCCAGUGGGUCCUCCCUGUUAAAAUAAAGGAUAAAUAAAAACCCUGACCCCACCAUUAGAAUGUUGGAGCAGAAAUUGAGACUUAACAACUUUACCAAUCUGCUUUUGUCCAUUUUUGGUGAGUCUGUGUGAAUUGUAGUCUCAGUUUACUGUUCAUAGCUGACAAGUGGCACCUGGUGUGGUCUUCUGCUGCUGUAGCCGAUCUUCUUCAAGUUUCAAUGUGUUGUGCAUUCCCAGAUGGUCACAACGAGUUGUUACUUAAGUUAUUGUUACCUUUCUAUCAUCUCAGACCAGUCCGGUCAUUCUCCUCUGGACUCUGCCAUCAACGAGGCAUUUGGCCCAGAAACUGCUGCUCACUGGAUGUUUUCUCUGCUUCUCACAAAUCUCUGUAAAUCCUUGGAUGAUUGAGCACGGAAAUCCCGGUAGAUCAGCAGUUUGUGAAAUGCUCAGACCAGUCUGUCAGGCACCAACAACGAUGGCCCAUUCAAAGUCACUUAAAUGUCCCUUCUUCUUCAUUUCAACUUUAGAAAAUCAUCUUGACCAUAUUUACAUUCUUAAAAAUGUCAACCUUAUUUAGAUAUUUCUAGGUCAAACAGAGGGGAAAUUGUUUCCUGAUCUCUGGAAAGUUUGAGCGUCAUAGAAACUGCAGCAUACUUCCAUCAGCUCUCACAGACAGUAAGCAGUUCUUUAUUUAUGGCAGCUUAUUACCAUCCUCAUCAUUGGAUAAGGCCAGUUUGCAUGGAGAUGGAGGUGUUUUUUCCCCCAACUAGCUACAUAAUGGCUCAGCUUCUCCAGUGUGUAUGUGUUGUGGCAGUCCAACAACACAAUAAGUGGAGCAUUAAAGCUGUUCCUCUUGACUGAAUUACAAAGUUAAAGAGUGCAUUUUUUGUGGAUCUUUAACAUAACAUGAUACAGCCCACCAACCAUGCACCUAACGUUUAUGCAGAGUCGGUGACUACAGCUGACUAAACAACAGUUAAACUAUGAUUUCACAGUGAAUAAUUCUGACAGCAAUGUAUGACACAUCUCCUGUAUUGUCUCUGUUAAUAUGAGCAUGGAGAACUGCUUUAAAGAGAGCUUACUUUGAUGUAGAGCAGGUGUAUCAUCUCAUCCAAAUACGUUUCACUGUGGGCGGGUUUCAAAGUCUAGUUGUUUUCUGGUGUAGGUAGCAGAUGUGUCCUGGCUGACAGAUCUCCCUUCUGAUAACAUGGUACAUUGUGAUUGGCUGUGAAGAUGUAUCCAAUUUUUAUUGGCUGGAAGCUCACACUGCUGGACAGUGAACCUAUUGGUUUUGUACGAAGCUAACUUUGAAAGCUAACUUUAGAGUCGUAAUGUUAUUCAUACCUUGGCAUUCUGAAUUACCUGCUUUUAGUCCUCUGUAUGUUUAGAGGCGAUGCUGAGGGUGUGAAAAACAUCAUUUUGAUUCAAUUAUUUUCUUUCUAUGACAUCUACAGUGUCUUAAAGGGCCACGACCCCCUGUUUGCUCUUGCUGUAUGUCAGGGGGAUGAUGUCUAGCAGAAAAUUUUUACAAAUGAGAGGGAAUUCAACUUAAAAAAUGAAAUUUUGUUGAUUUAUUAACUAUAAUUUUUCAUUACAAAUAUAUAUUAAAUAACUAAAAUAUUAGUUUUACUUACAAAAGAAGGAUCUUAAUGAAAAAAUCAUUACUUACAGUAAAAAAGUAAUAGGAACUUUACAUAAAAUCUGUCACUUCAAGUAAAAAAAAAAAAUCUACCUUAAAAUGAAUUAUUUAAUUAUUUACCUUACUAUCAACUUGGCCACAGUUGUUGCCGUAGUCAGCAGUGUUUGUGGCGUCAUGGGAAGGCACAAGCCCCGGGACAGAUCUGGAACCUACACCAGCUCAACCUGGGUGUUUCAUCACUCUCAGCUCUGACAUCUGAGGUAAAUAGAAUGCAGCAGAGGUCCUCGGAUGAUGAUUCGGCAGAACAUUUGGGGAUUUUACAGAAAAUCUGAUUUUUUUCAUGCCACCAGUUUCAAACCAGUACACCGAAAAAGUCUUCUGAGAGGUAUCAAAGACAAUUGGAGCAACGGUGUGGUGUGCAAAUCAAAACAGACACACACACUGCCAAUUAUAGUAAUAAGAUAACAAAUAAAAUGAGGGAAUGAAUUAAAUGCUUAAAGAUUUCUAUUUAUCACUAUUUUGCUAUGAAGGUUACAGUCAUCUAAAGCGAGGGUCCCCAAACUUUUCAGCCUGUCACCCCCGAAAAACAGUGCCAGAAACUGGAGACCCUCACUCUACCUGAAGGUACAUGAAGCAGAGUUCAACACAGCCAUGCACAUUCAAGAACGGACCUGUGCAGACUUACAUUUUAGGGAUUUUUCAAACAUUACCUUCAGCAUCUAAGUCUUAAAAAUCAACUUUUUUUUUAUUUAGAUUUGACUAAUUUUAUGCAUAUUAUAUUUAUGAAAAAAAUACAAUUUGAAAUCAUUUAAAAAUAUUUGUUUUUGGAAGACAAAGUGGUGAGCCCCUCUUUAGGAACCACUGAUCUAAAGGACAAUAAAGAAGGUACUGCAUUUUUCUCUUAAAUCUCUUGUUAUGUUCAUUUGAAAUUGAAAAGUAGAAAUAAUUCUCAAAAAUGCAGCUGUAGUUAGCAUGACGCUGGUAGUUGUUACUCAUAGGUGACAUUUCUUACAGCAGCAGAGCAGCAGAGUGCUUUCAGCUGUCAUGUUGUAACUCAGACACACAUACAGGUCAGUCUCGUGUUACAUAACAGUCUGUGGUCAUGGAAACUCAGCCAGAGAGCUAAUGUUAAAGUUCAUAGGAUGCUGACACAUUCCUACCAAUGCAAAUAAACAUUGACAUUACAUAUGUGUGUGUUUUCCAUACCUGAUAAACACAGUCUGAAGGAUGUUUUGUCCCCAGUGAGUGUAUGAUUACAGAGUUAUUUAAGGAAACGGUCUGUGUCUGUUCAUAGGCAAAUAAGAGCGAGCCUGGUCAGAGGGGGGUUUGGACUUGUGAGAGCUGCAGGAGUUCCUGCUCGCAGACAGACGACCAACUGGACACGUAAAUCAAGUCUGGCCAAACGUUUUCAUCGGCAAUGAGGUAGCAGCUCGGGACAAGGCCUUGCUCCACAGUCUUGGCAUAACUCACAUAGUAAAU